AUGGACCUCGAAGCCCAACGUCUUAGGAAUUUGCAGCAGAAGCAGAAGCUGCUCGCCGAGCUGAAUCUAAACAACGGCGCCACUGGGAGUGAUGAGCAGGCAGAUUCCACGGAGGUCAAGCCAAGGGCGAAGAGGCGACGACUCGAUAAUUCAAUCAUCGUGCAGCAUGUCUCCUCGAGGACCUCCGCGAGAAUUGCUGCCAAUGGAGCGCGUCCAUCCUACAAGGAAGAAAAGCAUUCCAGUAAUACGUAUCCUCGAACCAGGACCAAGAAGCAGAACGAUCGAGAGCCGCGGCGUCCCUCACCGGUACGGUCUCAAUAUUCGAAUCCCAAGGCUAUAUCGCCAUUGCUUCCCACGGACUCGGCGUCCUUGAUCCGAUACUACACUUCCUGGACCUCUUCUGCCGCCCCUCCUACGCUUGAUCCGCGCACCAACACAUACCACUUCGUAUCACUCCCGAGUUUCACGCCAAAUAAAUCGCCCCUCUCGAUUCUGCUGCAAGGUGCUUUCGGAGGCGCGUAUUUCUCACCCUGGCGUAGCCGAACAUUGUCGGUGACCCUGGAAGAUGACUAUCUCGCGACCCUGCCCCCCGAAUGGCUCGCCCAGCUCCAACCGCCUGAGAAGUACAUAACGUCGCACACGUACAAUGCGGAACUUAACAGACACGGCGUCCAGUGCGGCCAGACGCUGUCACAGUGGGAGGACGCCGGCUGGAUCAAUUUCCAGCACGACGCCCGAGGUUGGUUUGAGUGGUAUAUCCGCUUUUGGCUCGGCCGGCGUUUGGACGAUGGAGAGGACGAAAGGCAGGUGGGACGGUGGCUGAGAUGUGUGGGCCCGAAAGGGAGGUGGAAGAGGGUGUUGUUGAAGAAGUACGUGGGGAUGGGGAUCAGAAGUGUCUUUGACGACGAAGGCGACGAUGACGCAGAAGACGAGCGAAGAGUCAGCCCUGUCAUACAUCAAACUUGCUUGCACUGGGGUUACCAAGUCACGCAGGAGGAUCUGAAUAAGGCGUGGCAGGAGCGAGAAGGGGCUUAG
Messenger RNA from Cladophialophora carrionii CBS 160.54, 1035 nucleotides. RefSeq lists its product as uncharacterized. The transcript has a single exon. NCBI's taxonomy places the organism in Eukaryota, Fungi, Ascomycota, Eurotiomycetes, Chaetothyriales, Herpotrichiellaceae. Bases 1 to 1035 code for a protein of 344 amino acids. The record is from RefSeq and is a predicted model, not a curated record.